AUGGAUUCCAACGCCUACUCGAACGACCUGUUCACUAAGGAUGCCGAUUCUCUCAUGAACCAGAUGACUCGACUCUCUCUCCACCCAAGACUCUCUGCAUACCCAAGCAAGGAAGAUGAUGCUGCCAUGCGUGAUCUUAAUACCCCUCCUUUUUACCCAGCAUUCACGCUCUCACAACCAUCCAAGCCAGACCGCAUCCGUGAAGUAGCCGGCGCCAUCAACAUUGAACAACGACUUGAAGCAAGUAAAGAAGAGUGGAAGAAGACGCAGAGAUUGGGUGAUGAGUUGAAGGGGAAGGAGGUUAGGGAUUUAUGGCAGGGGUGGAUGGAGUUGUUGAAGUGGGAGAUGUUGGUUAGUGAGGUAGAGGAGCGGUGUGGGUUGAUUGCUAUUUGA
Messenger RNA from Cadophora gregata, 393 nucleotides. RefSeq lists its product as uncharacterized. Lineage: Eukaryota; Fungi; Ascomycota; Leotiomycetes; Helotiales; Ploettnerulaceae. The transcript has 2 exons. The coding region runs from base 1 to 393 and encodes 130 amino acids. The record is from RefSeq and is a predicted model, not a curated record.